This is a messenger RNA of Caretta caretta (loggerhead turtle), 4804 nucleotides long. RefSeq names its product E3 SUMO-protein ligase ZBED1-like. The record is from RefSeq and is a predicted model, not a curated record. Lineage: Eukaryota; Metazoa; Chordata; Testudines; Cheloniidae. Gene Ontology annotation, molecular function: DNA binding; protein dimerization activity.
AAAAAAAACCCCCCACCAACAAACGCAGGAUGCUGAGCCUUUGUUACUGCAAGUAGGUUUCCGAAACCACACCCUGAGUAGACAGCAGCUACGCAGAACCGGAUCACUGCCGGGAAUAAAAAUGAUGCAGUGCAGGGACAUGAACCGGCGGUGCCAUUUCUGGAUUCCCUACCCUGUUAGAGGAAGUGGGAAAAUGAGAUGCUUAAAUGGUGGCAGUUUAGUCUACACUUGGUGAUUUGGUAAACAAAUCUUCAGGAUCGACCCUCGCACACAAGUGCUGGGGAGCUGAUGCGGGAUCGUGUGCCUUCCUAUUUGUUUCUCUGCAUUUCCUGCUUGAGGAUGUUUGGGGCUUUGCCAGUGCACCUGGUUGGAAAACAAUGGCUAUACUUGCUGAUUCAAGAUGGAGAUUUACAAUAGUCCUUGCGUUGUGUAAUCUGGCUCCAACCCAGGGAGGUGAGCCUGACAAGCUCAGAAGAAACCCAACCCAACAGGAGCAGCAUCAAGAAUCCACCCUUCUCCUGCACAACUCACACCUCUCCCAGCUCCAGAAUACUGACUUUCUCAGAUAAAAAUCUUACCCCUUCAAGGAGCCAAGACUCCUGUAAAGGAGACACAUACAAAAUAGUAUAUAUAAAUAAUAAAGGCUAAUCCAGCAGCAGCAGGGGAAAAAAGCCUCCUGCACAAUUCACUCCCCUACUGAAUGCUAAAAUCCUGAGGUAAAAUCUUUCCAUAUCAACAGCAAAGACACAAAUAUAUAUUGAUUAUAUAGAAUUUAUUGAAUUAUUCCAGACAUUGGCACAGUUUUACUGUGUUCUUGUGCUCCUGAGUGAUUAAAUAUCAGAAAAAGUUAAUGGAGCAAAGCAGCAAAAGAUCAGGUCUUUUGAAUGGGAGGUUUAUUUUUAAAAAAUUUUCAGAUGGUUCUCUGGAUAAAAGAACAGUUAUCUGUAGCUAUUGCAAGGCUGAGUUCCAAUACCAUCGAAGUACUUCAAGUCUGCAGUAUCACCUACGUGCUAAACAUGCUUUUGCCUCCAGUUCUUGUGCUACAGAUAACCCACCAACAGCAAAUGAAUCCAUCCAGCCGCAACAGAGUACGCUUGCAGAGUUUCAGGAUCGCUACAAGCCCAUGGAUCAAACAAAGUACAACACCUUAACCAAUGCUAUUGCAAAGUGGAUAGCUAUGGACUGCAGACCACUCAACAUUGUAAAUGACAGAGGGCUAAGAGAUGUUAUUCAAAUUGCAUCUUCCAAUCAGUUAUACACCUUGCCCUCUGAAGGAACCAUUGCAUCACGAAUACAUGAUCUAUAUAACAACGAGAAGACUACCAAGUUGGAGCUUUUGAAAAAUGCACUAGCUGUUGCUUUGACUGGUGAUCACUGGACAUCCUUGAGCAAUCACAGCUAUCUUGGAGUCACAGCACACCUGAUUGAUGCUUCAUGGACACUGCAGUCAUUUGCUUUAACAGUAAUGCAUACUGAAGAGAGACAUGCUGAAUCAUGUGCAGAGUGUUUCUUGGAUGUUGCAAAAGAAUGGAAUAUUCAGGAAAAAGUAACAACAAUUAGUACUGACAGUGCACAUAAUAUGAUAGCAGCAGACAACUGUUUGCCUUUUGAACACAUGACAUGUAUCGCUCACAGUCUGCAACGAUCCAUUACAGUCGCGCUCAGUGAUGGUGGUUUUGAAAACAUACUGGAAAAAUGUAGAAAACUUGUGGGCCAUUUCAAACACAGUCCAAUAAACAGUACAGAGCUAGGAAUACAACAAGCUGCAAAGGGACAGAAACAAGAACCUCUUGUUCAAGAUAUUUCAUCCAGAUGGAACUCCACAUUGGGUAUGGUUCAGCACCUGCUUUGCAAUAAAGCUGCUAUCACAGCCACAUUAGCUCUUCAAAAGCAAAAACUAUCAGUGCCAACAAGUAAGGAUUUCGAAAAACUGCAAAAGCUAGAAACACUACUUGAGCCCUGCAGGUUUGUGACUGAACUCCUUGGGGGAGAAUUGUAUGUCUCCUGCUCUGUGGUUCUACCCGCAUUCUGCCAUAUAUUUAGUGUUAUGGAAGUCUCAGAUGACGACCCAGAAUAUGUUAUUCAGUUUAAGAACGCUUUCACUGCAGAUCUGAUAAAACACAAAGAAGGUACCAAUAUGAGAUUUCUAAAGAUAGCUACAGCACUUGACCCAAGGUUUAAGCAUCUGAAGUGCCUUCCAAAAUCUGAACGGGAUGAGGUUUGGAACAUGCUGUCAGAAGUCUUAAAAGAGCAACACUCCAAUGCGGAAACUACAGAACCUGAACCACCAAAAAAGAAAAUCAACCUUCCAUUGGUGGCAGAUGAUGAAAAUGAGCAUGCAUCAGUCUGCACUGCUUUGGAUCGUUAUCGAGCAGAACCUGUCAUCAGCAUGAAAACAUGUCCUCUGGAAUGGUGGUCGAAGCAUGAAGGGGCAUACGAACAUUUAGCAUAUUUGGCACGUAAAUACCUUGCAACGCCGGCUACAGCAGUGCCAUGUGAACGCCUGUUCUCACUUUCAGGUGACAUUGUAAAUAAGAAGUGGGCAGCAUUAUCACCCGUAAAUGUAAACAAACUUGUUUGUCUUAGCGAUUGGCUGAACAAGAAGUAGGACUGGGUGGACCUGUAGGCUCUCAAGUUUUACAUUGUUUUAUUUUUGAGUGUAGUUAUGUAAAAAAAAAAAUUAUACAUUUUCGCAAUAAAGAGAUUGCACUACAGUACUUAUAUGAGGUGAAUUGAAAAAUACUACUUCUUUUGUUUAUCUUUUUUACAGUGCAAAUAUUUGUAAUCAAAAAUAGUAAUAUAAAGUAAGCACUGUACACUUUGUAUUCUGUGUUGUAACUGAAAUCAGUAUAUUUGAAAAUGUAGAAAACAUCCACUUAAUCGCACUGUUUAACAGUGCGAUUAAAACUGCAAUUAACUGCAACUAUUUUUUUCAUCUCGUGAUUAAUAGCAAUUCAUUUUUUUAAUAAUUUCACAGCCCUAAAACUAACAUAAGGAAGUACUUCUUCACACAAUGCACUGUCAACCUGUGGAAAUCGUUGCCAGAGGAUGUUUUCAGGGCCUAUAGUGAGAGGGCAUGGCCACUCUCCGAGACUGACAGGGAGGAACCCCUUUCCACCCCUCUGGAAGCAGAGGGGUAAGGACAAGAAGUAAAAUGGUGGGGCCUGAAGCUCAGUUGGGUUGGAUCCGCUGGAGGUGAUGGAUGCCUCUCGUCCACUGCUGUGUAUCGAGCCAGACAGAGACUGCUACAGUGCCGAGGACCUGGAGAAGUUGCCAAAGCUGUCUGCCGCCAGGGACGCCAAGGAGCUGCUAGGACUGCCAUUACCCCAGGGAGAUUGCGGACGACCCCGAGCCACAGAUACACUUUAAGGGCAUGUAGGAAGUUGCCCUGGAACACUAGACUAUCGUCUGGUUGUGUCGUUGCCUGAAUCCAGGUCAGCAUGUUUCAGCUGAAUCCCCACUGAUCCAGUGGCUGAACUCUACGCCACUGUUAGGGCCCUGGGCUGGGCCCAGGUUCCCCUACUCCUCUGCUCCCAAUCCCACCCUUGGGGUGGCAACCUCCCCACUCUAGGCCAAGAGGCCUGUGUUUGUCUGCUGUCCGCAAGAGCCAGAACAUCAGGACGUGUGUUUUGUACUCUGCUCUGCCUGAGGGCCUGAGCCCCCUUCACUGUUUGGUGCCCCACCCUGCCUGACGGCCUGAGCUCAUUAGACUUUCUGCCCUGCCCCACCUGAGACCAUGGCCCUGGACUGCUUGUCACCUGACCUGGCUAGACACCCAGGGUCUUAGAGACUGUUAAUUGCCCCAAUAACCCUUGCCUUGGUAGGGACCCGAGCCCGAGGGGGUGUGGCCUCUUUCCAAGACUGAAGGGAAGGGAUGGCCACACAUUCCUACAGAGCUAAAAGUAUAACUGAGUUAAAAAAAUUAGAUAAGCUCACAGAGGAUAAGUCCAUCAAUGGCUACUAGCCAAGAUGGUCAGGGACGCAACUGCAUGCUCUGGGUAUCCCUAAACUUCUGACUGCCAGAAGCUGGAACUGGAUGACAGGGGAUGGAUCAAUCCCUCAAUAACUGCUCUGUUCUAUUCAGUCCCUCUGAAGCAUCUGGCACUAGCCACUGUCAGAAGACAGGAUACUGAGCUAGAUGGACCAUUGGCCUGACCUUAGUAUGGCCAUUCUUACGUUCUUAGUGAACACGUAAUUGAACUGAACCAGAUGAAUAAACUGAAAUGUUUAAAAUAUUUUCUCUACACUUACUGUCAAAAACAGGUUCAGUACUUCAAAAACCUGUGGUUCCAGGUUCUUAACCAAUGAUUUCCACCAGUUUAGUGUGUUGUAUUUCUUCAAAACUUGACAGCAAACGUGUACUGAUCAAUAUUAUUUUCGCAUUUAAUUGCAGGCCUGACUUGACAUAAGUAUCUUGCUUCACUUCUUAAUGGGCAUCAUUGGGAAGGUUAAGUUGCCAUAACAAUCAUUAUGCUGGAGUCAGGAUAGCUAGCUAAGAUCAGCAGGAACAUCCUGGUAUUAAUAAACGAGUCUAAAUGUAAGAUAAGGUAGAGGUCAGAUCAUGCAUGAAUGCAUGGAAAGAGCAUGCUGUACAGGGAUUGGUUUCUACAAAGUAACCAAGUCAAUCCCAAAAUGUGAUGCACAGUAUAGUAAAUGCAAUGUGAUGUGUACAUGUAUAUAAAGGAAGAGGUUUUCUGUGUAACUUUGGAUGUGUGGUAUGCCCUAUACCCACCUCCUACACUUGAGUCUGAGCAACACAGCAUAGCUUUGCUGUAUGCCAAAUAAAAAUACCUGUGUGAUGAAA